AAAACCAAAGCAACAAGUGCUGCUGUGUGCUAACAACGAAAACAAAAAACUUUAAAAAUAGACUCCAAAAGUUCAUUAAAAGGUGAUUCAUAGUUGAUCAGCGGCGGAUAUCAGUACAUAAGAAAAAAUAUUUAAUCCACACGCUGUUAAUUAUGAAGCGCUUGAGAAGCUUCGCACGCAUUACGUUUGACCUGCUGAUCUUUGCCGCCGUAUGUUUGAGCGAAUUGGCCUUACGCAAAUGGUUUAGACCACACAAGCGCGGCUUCUUCUGCAACGAUGAGUCACUGCAGUAUCCCCUGCGAGAAAGCACCAUUGGUGUGACACUCAUGGUCAGCAUUGUCUUGGCUGUGCCCAGUUUGGUGAUAAUGGUCAUAGAAUUGUUUAAGCAACUUUCACCACAAGCGCAGUCUGCUGGAGAAAAGCGCAAAUCGCCACCAGCCAUGGCGCAGAACUCUAAGCAGGGUUGUCGUUUUGGCGCGAGAUUGAUGCAUUGCUAUGCCCAGAUUGGUUAUUAUCUCUUUGGCUUGGCCUUGACUCUGGUGGCCACCCACAUCACAAAGAUAACAGUGGGGCGUUUGAGGCCCCAUUUCUUUGCCGUUUGCCAACCCCAGAUGCCAGAUGGCUCCACCUGCAAGGAUUCCUUCAAUUAUGGCCGCUACAUAGAGGAUUACCAGUGCGUGGCUCAAAAUAUGACCGAGUCCACUCUGGACCAAGUGGGCCAAUCAUUCCCCAGUGGGCACUCUAGCAUCUUCUUCUAUGCCAUGAUCUAUUUGGCAUUUUACCUGCAGUCAGCCUUAAGUACCAGGGCCUCCAAGCUGUUGAAACACCUGCUGCAGUUCAUCUUCAUUAUGUUUGCCUGGUAUGUGGCUUUGUCAAGGAUCUCAGAUUACUGGCAUCAUUGGUCGGAUGUUUUGGCAGGCAUUCUAUUGGGCGCCUGCAUAGCCUUUAUAGUGGCCACCUAUGUGGCCCACAUCUUUGUGCGCCGGCCCAUGCGUUUAAACUCCAAUGUGGCUCCCAAGCCGCCAGCCAAGCCGUCAGCCUCACCGGCUGGUUCUUCGGGAAAAUCCAAUACAACACCGCCAGUCUUGCCCGCCUAUACCUUUGGAACAUUGCCAUACUUGCCCCAUCCCCAUGCAACAGCGGCGGCAGUGGCGGCCGCUGCAGCCGCCCAACAACAGGCCCAGUUUGCUCAGACCUAUCAUAAUUAUGGCUAUGUACCAUAGCGCCUUCAUCAUCACCAACAACAACAGCAUCAGCAGUAGGCAGCAGCAGCCAAUGUGAAAGUAGUCAAUCGUCCUCAUCUUCAUCCACAGCAUCACCUAACGUCGGCCGCAACUCAUUGUGUUUCAGUGCCUGCAGUAGCCUGGCAGCAGCUUUGGCAUGCCUCAAAGAUUAUGCCAUGCAGUUUUGCCGUUUUUUGGAAAAUGAAAACUAACAACAACCACAAAAAACUUCAGCACUGGAUUCGCAUGCAGUAACGAAAAAAAAAAUGUUUUUUAUGAGUUAUUUUUUUUAGUUGUAAGUUUUUUAGUGAGCGUUUUUCGAGUUUGGUCUUUAAAUUCUUGUCUUUACCAUAUUUGGCGGGUAGAAAAAUAUUUUACCGAUGCACACAUUUAAAGCAGCCACAACAACAACAACAUUCACGUUUUAAGGAAUGUGUUGUAAUUUUUUUUUUUCUUACAUACAUGGAUUAUUAGGUGCGGGCACAAGUUGUUGGCUCUCGUAUUUUUUGGAUAGGCUGGGCGGAGUUAAUUGUGUAAUGAAAAUAUGGCAACAUUGCCAUUUGGGAAACAAAAGAAAACAGCUGAUCCUAAAAGGGAAAAACAGAGGUAACAGGCGCUAGAAGUUAAACAAUUUAAAAUUACCCCCAAACAUCACAUUCGAGUCUAAACGCAAGCAAGGAAUCAAGCAUCAGCGUAAAACCCCAGCUGGCGUCAGAGGCCAGCGGCAUGAGAGCCCCAUAUGAAAUGCUUGUAAAACAACUUGACGCAGACCCUAGACUCUUUGAUUGGGUUUAGACUCUCAAGUGGGACAACGGGAAGACUUCUCUCAUACAAAUGAUUGCAACCCUAUACAAGUUUGAGCUGAAUGACAAUGUACUAGGGUCUAGUGUCAAAGAAAUAUUUUGACUCAACUUUGAACUUUCCUCCUCACAGAGGUUGAAGUCAUCAGUCACAAAUAAUGUAUAAAUAACUUAAAAUACUUAUUCGAUGUAAAUAUCGUUCGUUGUAGUUAAUUUUAUUCUUUAAGACAAAUGUGGUGCUAAAAAUAAAACAUUACUCAAGUAUAGAAGCCAAAAUAUGGAUGCCUUAACAAAUUCCAGAGAGAAACAAGUAAAACCGUGUUAAGUUCGGCCGGGCCGAAACUUAGGAACCCACCACCAUGGAUUCUGCUAACAAUUUAUAAAAAAAAAAAUUUAGUUGAAGGACUAUUUUAUGCUACAUAUCAAACUUCUGUUAAACCAGCAAAAGUUAAAGCUUCUAGGAACCGAACAAGGAUGAUCGAGAGACCAGCCUUAUCAGAUUAUACACUGAUUUGGACCGUAUUUGGCACAGUUGUUGGAAGUCAUAACAGAACACCGCAUGCAAAAUUUCAGCCAAAUCGAACAAAAAUUACGGCUUGUAAGUCAAAUCGGGAGGUCGGUUUAUAUGGGAGUUGUAUCAGUUUGUAGACCGAUUUAGACCGUACUUGGCACAGUUGUUGAAAGUCAUAACGAAACUCUACAUGCCAAAAUUUUAGUCAAAUCGGACACAAAUUGAGGCUUCAAAUCGGGAGAUCGGUUUAUAUGGGAACUAUAUCUGGUUAUAGACCGAUUCGGACCGUACCCACAUGCAAAAUUUCAGCUAAAUCGGACAAGAAUUUGCGGCUUGUAAGGGCUCAAGAAGUCAAAUCGAGAGAUCGGUAUAUAAUUGACCCAUAUCAGGUUAUAGACUCAUUUGGAGCGUACUUGGCACAGUUAUUGAAAGUUAUAGCAGUAUAAUACGUGCAAAAUUUCAGCCAAAUCGGACAAAAAAAUUGCGGCUUGUAAGUGCAAUAAGUCAAAUCGUGAGAUCGGUUAAUAUGGGAGCUAUAUCUAAAUCUGAACCGAUAUGGUCCAUUUGCAAUCCCCAACGACAUACAGUAUCUGUGCAAUAUUUCAAGCUUUACGCAUUCGACCGCUAUCGUGAUAAUAGAUAGACAGGGCGGACAUGGCUAGUUCGACUUAGAACGACGAGAAGAUCAAGAACAGAUAUACUUUAUGGGGUCUUUGAUGAAUAUUUCAAGGUGUUAUAAAGGGAAUGACUAGAUUAGUAUACCCCCAUCCUAUGGUGGUGGGUAUAAAAAGAUAAAAUCAUAUGGGUAAUAAAUUAAACAUAAGUUUUUCCGGUAAAAAAACCAAAAAAAAACAAAAACUAAACAAAUUGUUCUAUAAAGUGGAUAACAGUCCAUUCUGUGGCUUUUUACCUAAAUCUGGAAUACCAUAAUGCUGUGAAACUGCUUUGACACGGAUGUUUGUCAACUAUGGCCCUUGGAUGGGAAAGUUUUUGCAUUUUUUAGUCCUUGGAUGAAAAAUGCUAUGGCCAUAACUAUUCUGCUCUAGGAGAACAGUCCGUCUGUGCCCAAUAACCUUAAUCUGUUCCUUCCUUUAACCAUAUACCUGUAAAAAGCCUGACCUGACGCCACAGCAUUGAAAUGCCUUUUGCUUUACAUUGAACCAAACAUUUUUGGUCCUUCCAUUGCAAACAAUCGAAUAAAGUCGCAAUUUGCGAGCUCUUUAAAGUCAAAUAAAAUUAAUGACGCACAGUGGGAUAGAAUCGUAAAAAAAACUACAUAUUUUUUACUAUUUUUUUUUUUGAAACGGGUAAAGAUACCUCUUUGAAUAUUUAGGGUUGAGG
Messenger RNA from Stomoxys calcitrans (stable fly), 3875 nucleotides. Its product is annotated as putative phosphatidate phosphatase. The record is from RefSeq and is a predicted model, not a curated record. Gene Ontology annotation, molecular function: phosphatidate phosphatase activity. Gene Ontology annotation, biological process: phospholipid metabolic process; signal transduction; phospholipid dephosphorylation. Lineage: Eukaryota; Metazoa; Arthropoda; Insecta; Diptera; Muscidae. The transcript has a single exon. Bases 153 to 1223 code for a protein of 356 amino acids.